AUGGAGAGAGAAAGAUGCCAUGACGCCCAUCACCGUGCACGCGUCAUGAGCGGCAUGUGAGGGGCUGCAGGCAGGAAGCCGACUGGCUGUGUGUGGCCUCAACGAACUGCGUCACCAACAGAUCUGAUGUCCGGAGAAGGCAAUACAUUCAGUUUUUUGUGAGCAUCUGCGCUUGCUGACCGACUUGGGAAGACGAGAUGCCAUCGAGUGCUUGCGCAGAUUUCAAUCCUCCGAAAGCGAGCUUGGAAAAAAGAACGGUUUCACAGGGCCACAGCUCUGGCUUAUUUUCCUCCCUCGGCGGUUUUCCUGCGUCACCACAGGCUCUGCCGCUCUUCCUGUACGUGAGCCUUUCCCCUUUUUCCCCGCUGCGUGUUCCCCGCCAUGGCGCGCUAGCGAUUUGUCGAGGGACAAGCCACAGUUUUCUGAUUUGGUGAGCUCGGCCCCUACCGGACGAAAGGAAGCGGUCAUCAGAGGUCCGACGUACGUACGCACACCCACGACUGAGAGAUCUGACGGGUGAGCCCAAAAGGGAGGGUCGAUCGAGGAAGCGGAGGCGGGAGGGGGCCACAGGGGUAGAUCUAGGCAGAGGGGGUGGGUGUGAGGGGCGGGGAGGGCUGGGGAGGCGUGUGGGUGCGUGUGCGUGACGACCGGAGCGAGAUGUUGUGUCUAUCUCUGUGUGGUUUUCGGUGUGGGUAGGUACCUAGGUAUACUGGUGUGGGUAUCCCUUUCGCAUCAAGGUAGCGAAGCUGAAGGCUUCACGGGGCGUCCGCUCGACGGUACGCACAUUCCGCUCACGACCAGACGACACGUGUUCGUUGACAAAUGUGGCCUGCUUGUCUGUGUCUGUCUGUCGCCUCUGUCAGGUUAG
Vitrella brassicaformis is the source of this 868-nucleotide messenger RNA. The record is from the annotation of a GenBank genome assembly. Lineage: Eukaryota; Vitrellaceae.